This is a messenger RNA of Aspergillus glaucus CBS 516.65, 1645 nucleotides long. Its product is annotated as NAD(P)H-dependent flavin oxidoreductase. Gene Ontology annotation, molecular function: nitronate monooxygenase activity. The coding region runs from base 396 to 1385 and encodes 329 amino acids. The transcript is spliced from 2 exons. The record is from RefSeq and is a predicted model, not a curated record. NCBI's taxonomy places the organism in Eukaryota, Fungi, Ascomycota, Eurotiomycetes, Eurotiales, Aspergillaceae.
ACCCUAAGUCAAUGGACCGACAGUCAUCAAGCCAAAUGGGGCUAUUCUUGCGAGUAGAUCUGUCGAUCGAUAAGUCUAAAAGAACACACAGACAGCAUGGAGAGGAAAGCAGGGAGAAUGGCAGUUGAAGCGAAUCAGCCUCGGCUCGGUUCCGGAUCGUUUGGGGUCUCCGCACUCUCUUUGCAGCAGUCUCCAUCGACUUAAAAGCAUCGAUUGAAUAGGUGUGAUGUUUUUAUGAAGAUAUUAAUGAGAGAAUUGAAUCUUGAUUGAUUAUUCUUGAUACGCAGUUUACUUGCUUGCACCAUUUGUAUGCCCAUAACCACCUCCUAUUGCACUCCGUACCUACGAUACUAACCACCCAAGAAUCCAGUUUACAUCGCAAAACCACCACCAAAAUGUCCCUCCAAACCCCCCUCUGCCCUCUCCUCAACAUUCAACACCCCAUCCUCCUCGCAGGAAUGGCCCGCGCCUCAAGCGCCCCCCUUGCCGCCGCCGUCUCCAAUGCCGGCGGUCUAGGAACAAUCGCGCUUCUCCGCUCCCCCAACCUCCCCUUCGGCGUCGAUCUGGCCCUCCCGCAGGUCGGUGGUAAUGCGCGCGCGACGAACCACGAUUACACACAUGGGCAGCUGGAUGAGUUGAUUGAGGUUGUUAUUGAGCAUGGGGCGAAGUUGUUUGUUUCGGCUGUGGGUGUUCCGCCCGAGCGGACGAUUAAGAGGUUACAUGAGGCGGGCAUUUUGGUGAUGAAUAUGGUUGGCGCGCCGAAACAUGCGGAGAAGGCGUUGGGGUUGGGGGUGGAUAUGGUCUGUGCGCAGGGUGGGGAGGGGGGUGGGCAUACGGGGGAUAUACCGUUCUCUGUGCUUGUGCCUGCGGUUGUGGAUGUGGCGAGGAGGUUUAGGAGUCCACUGACGGGGGGACCGGCGCUGGUUGUGGCUGCGGGGGGUGUUAAUGAUGGGAGGAGUUUGGCGGCGGCGUUGAUGUUGGGUGCUGCUGGGGUUUGGGUUGGGACGAGGUUUGUUGCGGCUGAAGAGAGUGGUGCUAGUCGGUUGCAUAAGGAGGCUGUUGUGGGUGCGAGGUAUGGGGAUACGAAGCGGACGCUGGUUAUUUCGGGGCGGCCGCUGCGGAUGCUGCCGAAUGAGUAUGUUAAGGAGUGGGAGAAACGGCCGGAUGAGAUUGCACGGUUGACUGCUAAGGGUGUCGUGCCUAUUGAGCAUGACUUUGAGAACGACAAGGAGGUUGAGAUUCCGUUUUUGAUGGGUGAUGUCUCGGCUAGUGUCCAGGAGAUCAAACCGGCCGGUGCGAUUGUCCAGGAAAUGGUCCAGCAGGCUGUGGCCAUGUUGAGACAAGGUGGUUCGUAUAUCACCAGUGAACCAGCGAGUAAACUAUAGCGCUGUUGAGGUUUAUCUCUACCUCAAAAUGUACAUACUGACAGACACCAAUUCGAGUUUCCGAUUCAAUGCAUUGUAGUAGAAUGAUCCAUGGCCGUGGUAUGAGAGACAUGCUUUUGGACGUAAAUAACAUGGUACGUACUUGUACAGGGACAACAACAAGAAGCAGACAAACCCGGAACCCGUACAACUAACCAGACAUACUUCAGCCCUGGCCGGUCAGGAGACCAACGUCAGGACAAGGCUGCGAGAUGCUUGUC